UUCAUGGAAUAUGAAAAGGGCCUUGAACAUAAUUUCACCCAAGAUGGAACUAUAGACCUUAAGGGUAGACCCGUCUCACGAUCAAAUACUGGGAGAUGGAGAGCGUGUUACUACAUGCUAGGGUAUGAAGUGUGUGAAAGAAUGGCAUACUAUGGAAUAGCAACAAAUUUGGUCUUGUACUUAACAAGGGAAUUGCACGAAGGCACAGUGAAAUCAUCAAACAAUGUCACAAAUUGGAUUGGAACUGUGUGGAUAACUCCUCUUUUGGGUGCAUAUAUAGCCGACACAUACUUGGGAAGAUAUUGGACUUUCAUGAUUGCCUCGGUCAUUUAUUUUCUGGGUAUGUGUUUGUUGACUCUUGUGGUUUCACUACCAUCGCUAAAACCGCCAACAUGUGGCAAAGAUGUGAGCUAUCUGAAUUGCGAUAAAAGAGCAUCUUCGUUCCAAGUUGGAAUCUUUUAUUGUGCACUUUACAUUAUUGCAAUCGGGACAGGUGGAACUAAGCCUAACAUAUCGACUAUGGGUGCAGACCAAUUUGAUGAUUUUGAUCCCAAAGAAAAAGCCCACAAACUCACUUUCUUUAAUUGGUGGAUGUUUAGCAUCUUUUUUGGCACUCUUUUCUCAAAUACAUUCUUGGUGUACAUACAAGAUACGGUGGGUUGGGCCUUAGGGUACGGUAUCCCUACUUUGGCUCUACUUGUGGCAAUAAUAGCCUUUAUAUUUGGGACGCCAACUUAUAGGCAUAAACCAAAAGUUGAAAGCCCAUUUACUAAGAUGGCAAAAGUACUAGUUGCCAGUUUUAGAAAAAGGAAUGUAGUUGUACCUGUUGACCCUAAAGAGCUCCAUGAGUUGACUUUGGACAAGUACUCUAGUCCCGGGAAAUAUAGACUUGACCAUUCAAGUUCAUUACGGUUCCUCGACAAAGCUGCAGUGAAGAUAGAAGAACCGGAUUCAGAAUGGAAGUUAUGCCCGGUGAGUCAAGUUGAGCAGACAAAACAAAUGGUCAAAAUGCUCCCAAUUUUGUUUGCAACGUUUAUUCCUAGCACAUUGUUUGCUCAAACACAUACUUUAUUCAUCAAACAAGGCACGACCUUGGUUCGAUCAAUGGGACCACAUUUUGAAAUCCCGCCAGCUUGUUUAGCAGUCUUCCUUACAAUUUCUAUGUUGAUUAGUAUUGCGAUUUAUGAUCGUUUGUUUGUUCCUUGGGUUCGAAAAUUUACACAAAAUCCACGAGGCAUCACUUUACUGCAACGGAUGAUAAUUGGAAUAACCUUACAUAUCAUUACCAUGAUCAUUGCUAGUCUUGUAGAAAGACGACGACUAAGUGUCGCUAAAGAUCAUGGCAUAACCGAGAAAGGCCAAAUUGUGCCUCUAAGCAUAUUUAUUCUCCUUCCUCAAUUUGCAUUAAUGGGUGUCGCAGAUUGUUUCUUAGAAGUUGCUAAACUUGAGUUUUUCUAUGAUCAAGCGCCUGAAGGAAUGAAAAGUCUUGGAACAGCUUAUUUUACAACUAGUCUUGGUGUUGGGUAUUUUCUUAGUAGUUUCAUCUUAUCGACCGUAGCUAAUGUCACCAAGAUGAAUGGACACAAAGGUUGGAUCCUAAACAACCUCAAUCAAUCACACCUAGACUAUUAUUAUGCAUUUUAUGCGAUUUUGAGCUUUGUGAACUUUAUGGGCUUCCUUGUUAUCGCGAAAAACUUUGACUAUAAUGUCGAAGUUGAUCGAUCCGAACAAGAGUUGGAACAAGAUAUUGGAAAGUUCACGGAACAAAGUUAUGUUGCCGGAUGA
Lactuca sativa (garden lettuce) is the source of this 1785-nucleotide messenger RNA. RefSeq names its product protein NRT1/ PTR FAMILY 5.2. Gene Ontology annotation, molecular function: dipeptide transmembrane transporter activity; tripeptide transmembrane transporter activity. NCBI's taxonomy places the organism in Eukaryota, Viridiplantae, Streptophyta, Magnoliopsida, Asterales, Asteraceae. Gene Ontology annotation, cellular component: membrane. The record is from RefSeq and is a predicted model, not a curated record. Gene Ontology annotation, biological process: dipeptide transport; transmembrane transport.